GGGUUGUUGGUGGACUCGGACUCGGACUGGGAGCCGGGGAGGGGGCACUGUUGUCAUUCGCCAGGGCUGUGUGUCUAGCUUUUGUCCAGGAGAAAUGGCCGGGAUUAAAGCUCUCAUCAGUCUGUCCUUUGGAGGGGCCAUUGGUCUCAUGUUUCUCAUGCUAGGAUGUGCCCUCCCAGUGUACGACAAAUACUGGCCUUUGUUCCUCCUCUUCUUCUACAUCCUCUCUCCCAUCCCUUACUGCAUCUCACGGAGGGUGGUCGACGACACAGACUCGGCCAGUAACGCCUGCAAAGAGCUGGCCAUCUUCCUCACGACAGGCAUCGUCAUUUCAGCCUUCGGCCUGCCCAUCGUCUUCGCGAGAGCUGAAGUUAUUGCCUGGGGGGCGUGUGCGCUUGUGCUAACGGGUAACGUAGUCAUCUUCGGGACCAUCCUUGGCUUCUUCCUCGUCUUCGGAUCCAACGAUGACUUCAGUUGGCAGCAGUGGUAAAACAGCAGAGGGAGGGGGAGACCUUAGUCUGAACUGUUUUUAUUAGCAUUAUUAUUAUGGUAUUACUGUUUGGUUCUCGUUGUUGUUAUUUAUUUGAUGAACGCCCAUCAAUAGACUCACACCAAACCAGUGCAAUACUUUUUUUUUUAUUAUCGCCUCCAUCAUAUUGAACUGACACUAGUGGGAUGGAAAAUACUGACUUUCAGUUGGAUUUUUCCUCGUUUUAAGUUUUGCUAACUGACUUCUGUGUUUGUGAAUUUUCUCCAUCUGUGUGUCCACUUUCUUUUUGAGCAUUGUGAGCCAAGUGAUGGUGAACAACUGCUUGUCUUAUCUGUGAAAAUAUGUUUUUAAAAAAAUCCAGUUGAAUGUCACAGAGGAUUUAAUCCGACCAAAAGGACAGGGUCAAAAUUGUCAGGCCUCCUUUUUCCAAUAAGUUGAUAGUCUGAAAAUGCUGUGAAGAAGCUUUUUGUAAAUGAAGAGCACAGACGGGUGUGCAUUUCCAGUGUGUUGAGAGUAAAUCAGCAGAAAACUGAUGGGAAACCUGCACAGUAUGAGCUCAGAUUUCACCACCUCUUAUGAAAAAGCUCCAUUUGCAUUUGACAUGGACUUAUUGGAUUGAAACUGUCUCUUUUUCUGUUUUUGUCAUACUAAAGGGUAUCAGCUCAGCCGAUAAGGGGGCAGAUUUCUGUCAGCUUUUUGCUAUUGUAACACGAAAAUCACAAAGCUGUGAAUCUUGGCAAACAAGUCUAGAAGAUCAGUGUGUGUUUGUGAAAGACCUGAGCUGUUACUGCCACCAACCACAUCUUUCAAACCUUUUUUUAAAAGUGUAACUGUGAUUUGAAUCAGGUGUCUUUCCAGCAAUGUGACAUUUCUUUGCGUUUCUCAUCACACAAAAUAAGGAGGUCGUUUUCAAAAGUGUUUGUUUCCUCUCUCAACUUAGAGAAGAGGAUCAUUCAAACACCGAGACCGCCACUGCGGAGAUCAAAUUAAUCUGACUCAGUGAUUUCCCAGGUGCCAACUGGAUGCAGGCUGCUUAUUCACCGUGUUAUUUUGCACCUGAUAGUUCUUACCUCAUCGUACGUAUGGGUUAGCCUCGCUUUGUCAGGUCAAGAAAGCAUUAAAAGCCUGUAGUAGCCGCCAGCAAGCGUAGGAUUAGUUUGAGGACAGCAGCCAAUCUACAAAAAGACCUGGGCUACUUAUACACAAGGCCUGGCCAGUCACUAACAGCCCUUAAGCUUUUAAAUGUGACUACUUUGUUCUGACUCCUUCAAAGUAAAAGAAUCCAGAGACUACGCUUGGUGUUAAUUAAGCACAUUAGGUCCAGAUUUGACGCUCAUGCUGUCGUAUUUCCUCACACCAGCAUUUCCAGGAUAAAAACACAAGUUUUGUUUUAUGAUUUCUUUUAAUUUUGAAGUUUUUCUGCAUUCUCCGGCCUGUGUGAAGGAACAUGUCGGUUUGUGUAAUGUGUUGCAGUUCAGGAUCAGCCAGCUCUCCUGUUUGCUGUUAUGUUUAGCAGUAGCUAAACAAGGAAUUAAGCUUCUGCUGCCUCGUUGAAGCACUGGUGUCUUGGAAGGAGAGUUGAGUGUCGAACAUUUCCUUUUAGAUGUUGAUUUUGUCUAUUUAUAUUUUUUAUGGAUGGCGCUGUUUGAAACCAUGCUCUCUGGAAGAUAAAAUUCAUCAUUUCUUUUUUCUUGGAGACUGAAUAUUUAAAUCUAAGAAUAAAAUAUUUCAGUCAUUUAAGACUGCAACUAAUGAUUAUUUUCAUUAACGACUAAUAUACAGAUUGUUCCUUUUUUUGAUUAAUUGAUUAAUAAUUUAGUCCAUAAAACAUCAGAAAACAGCCCAUUAUAAUAUCUUAGAGCACAAUUAUCUAAUGUCUAGUUUACUCCAAGCAACAGUCCAACCCCCAAAAUAUUUAAUUUACUUUGGUGUAAGACCAAGAAAAUCAGCUAAUUGUCACAUUUUAUAAAUUGGAGGAAUAAAAUUUUUGACAAUUUCGCUGAAAAAUGUCUUAAACGAUUAACUACCAAAAUAGCUGCACAUGAAUUUCCUUUUGAUCGAUUGAUUGUUGCAUCUCUGUAGUCAUUAUGUCUUUGUAGGCCUGCCUUCAAGGUACUUUAUAUCACAAAUUUCCAUACACAUGCAUUAAAUAAUACGUGGUUGAAAGGAAUAGUUCAACAUUUUGGUAAAUGCUGUUUGCAUAUUUGCUUUCAUGCUGAAAAGUAGAUGUCUGCACAUUAAAUACGAUAAAGUAGAGCCAGGAGGCGAUUAGCCUAGCUUAGCAUAAACACACCAACAUCUAGCCUGGCUCUGUCUGAAGCUCAGGACGCCUGUCAACACCCCUGAAGUUCACUAAUUAACCGCUUGGUGUUGUGUUGUUAUGGACGGUGGGUCCAGUGCUGGGACCACGGCUGAGGGCGGUGACCAAAUAUGAGGUCUGGGUGUUUAGCACCUAGACUUUGCUUUAUCUCACUUUCUACAAAAUGAGACCUUUAAGAAGGACAAAAAAUGGACAUCUUACCUUAAACACAAAUGUUACAGAAUGUCCUGCACAGAUUAAAAACUCUUUCAGAAGAGAAAAGCACUGGAAAUCUGCAGAGAGAACCCGUGGCUCAGAUAUGAACUGACAGCUGGGUUUCAGCACCACAAAUUGGCUCUAACACUCCACGCUCUGUGAUAUUUCCUGUGUCGUACCUGACUCUUCCAGAGAUCAUAACCUCAGUGAAAGGCACUGAUUGUAUUAAAAGCACCAUGGUGAUGGCAGCUUUUUAGUUUCUGUUGAAAACAUUAAAAUAACAAAAAACAAAGCUUAAUGUUGAAAACUACUGACAUGAUUUGUGCAUAUUAUUAUAUCACCACUUUGCAUCUAAAGAAAAAGCUCUUGACAGUAGAUUUACUCACUGGUGGUAGUCUGUAAGCUUGUCUGCGGUUGGACAAGCAGGGUAACUCCGUAUUGUGUUCCUGAGGCGUGAACGUCCGUAUGAAUUUUAAACUGAAUUAGUGAAAAGUUCUCUGACUUUCUGUUUGUGGUCUGAUGUUGACUCCCUGAUGUGGCAGAGCCUGGUGUGUACGUGUGGGACGGGUUUUCUCUGUGUUUCUGUUUUACGACAGAUGUUACAUUUAUUUUUUUUUCUCACAGAUUUGGGAGGAUAUUGUAUUUAUUUAUUUUAUUGGAUGCUUUGUGUCAAUGUCCAACACCAUUUUCUAUCUACAGCUGUUGUGUUAACGAGGCAGAAGUCAGCAUGGUGGUUUUCUUUUUUUAAAUAAACGCCAUUUUUGAA
Molecule: messenger RNA, 3771 nt
Organism: Toxotes jaculatrix (banded archerfish)
Lineage: Eukaryota; Metazoa; Chordata; Actinopteri; Toxotidae
Gene: leprotl1
Product: leptin receptor overlapping transcript like 1
Exons: 4
Coding region: 95-490 (131 amino acids)
Biological process (GO): negative regulation of growth hormone receptor signaling pathway; late endosome to vacuole transport via multivesicular body sorting pathway
Cellular component (GO): endosome
Source: RefSeq, a predicted model, not a curated record